Vespa mandarinia (Asian giant hornet) is the source of this 652-nucleotide messenger RNA. RefSeq names its product nuclear receptor 2C2-associated protein. NCBI's taxonomy places the organism in Eukaryota, Metazoa, Arthropoda, Insecta, Hymenoptera, Vespidae. The record is from RefSeq and is a predicted model, not a curated record.
AAAAUUAUAUGAAAUGCUUAAAGUUUAUGAAUAAAAUAUAAUUAUUUGCAAUUAUUGUGAUUAUUCUAAAUUGUGAAAAUCCUAUAUAUAUAUAUAUAUAUAUAUAGGAUUUUACUUUACAGUUUUUGUGUAUCUUAAAGCAAAUCAUUAUUUAUCAUAUUAAACACUUGUAUUGAAUGUAUAAAUAAAUGCAAUAAUAAUGAAAAAUUUAUUGAAGGAAUGCAAAUUCGAUUGUAGGGUUAGUUCGGUAAUAAAUAAAGAUAAUCGAAAUUAUGGAAAAAAAUAUAUGUUUGAUGAUUCCAAUGAAACAUGUUGGAAUUCUGACGCUGGCACACAACAAUGGAUAAUAAUUAAUUUUGAAAAAACUUGUAUUAUAUCUGGAUUUGAAAUUGAAUUUCAAGGUGGCUUCGCUGGAAAAGAUUGUUAUGUAGAAAUUAAUGACAGUAAUGGUAGCAUAGUUAUUGCUGAACCCUUUUUCCCAAAAGAUACAAAUGGAGUUCAAUGUUUUGUAUUGAAAACUACAGUUACAGGAAAAUCUUUCAGAUUACUAUUUAAUGAAAGCACAGAUCUUUUUGGUAGGAUUAUCGUUUAUAAAUUAUCUAUAUGUUCAUGAUAUACAUCAAUUUUGUUUAUAAAUUAAAAUAUAUGAAUA